AUGAUCACCUAUCUCCGAAUGAAAGCUCAGAUGUCAGAGCCUGAAUCUUCAUUGCUGAACAUGUUAGUUCAAAGACAUCACCAGGUAGACCCCUCUGCCUACGUAGAUUACAAGUUUUCUGCAGGAGCUCACCAAUUCAAAUCUGCCAAGAAUCCAGAUCAGGGGGAAACGAAAGAUCAGGAUGAAAGGAAUGAUCAAGAAAGGAAGAAUCAGAAGAAGGGGGAGAAUGAGAAAAUAAAUGGGGAUCAGGAGAAAGAAGAGCAGGAGAAAUAUGAUCGAAAGCUCCUGGAGUUAGAGUCCCUAUAUUCAUUUCUAAAAGACUUUGGGGGAUCGCCCAUGAUCACCCAUCUCCGAAUGAAAGCUCAGAUCUCAGAGCCUGAAUCUUCAUUGCUGAACAUGUUAGUUCGAGGACCUCACCGGCUAGAUCCCACUGCCUACGUAGAUUACAAGUUUUCUGCAGGAGCUCACCAAUUCAAAUCUGCCAAGAAUCCAGAUCAGGAGGAAACAAAAAAUCAGGAUGAAAAGAAGUAUCAGGAAGAAAGGAAGGAUCAGGAGGAGGAUGAGAAGAAAAAUGGGGGUCAGGAGAAGAAAAAUCAGGAGAAAGAUGAAAGAGAUCUCCACCGAGCAUGCUCUAUAACCUACGCCGCUUGCACGUUUUCUGCUGGAGCUCACCAAUACAAAUCUGCCAAGAGUUCAGAUCAGGAGGAGGAGAAAGAUCAGAAGAAGAAGAAAGAUCAGGAGAAGAAGAAAGAUCAGGAGAAGAAGAAAGAUCAGGAGGAUACAGAGGAUCAGGAGGAGAAGAAAGAUCAGGAGGAUACAGUGGAGAGGGAGGGGAGGGAAGAUCAAGAGGUAAAGGACCCGGAGAAGGGGGAGGAUGAGAUGAAGAAUGGGAAUCAGGAGAAGGAAGAUCAGGAGAAAGAUGAUAGAGAGCUCCACCGAGAGAGAGUGCUGAAAGAAAUAGAAAAGGAGAUUGAAAAGAAGAAUGCUACUAGCUGGGUUGCUCAAAGACUACUGAAAAUGUAUAAAGUAGAUACAUCUAGAUCUAAGAUAGAUUGUAAAUGUCUAGUAAAGUAA
Bolinopsis microptera is the source of this 1074-nucleotide messenger RNA. RefSeq names its product DNA ligase 1-like. The transcript has a single exon. NCBI's taxonomy places the organism in Eukaryota, Metazoa, Ctenophora, Tentaculata, Lobata, Bolinopsidae. The coding region runs from base 1 to 1074 and encodes 357 amino acids. The record is from RefSeq and is a predicted model, not a curated record.